Molecule: messenger RNA, 1293 nt
Organism: Chaetomium globosum CBS 148.51
Lineage: Eukaryota; Fungi; Ascomycota; Sordariomycetes; Sordariales; Chaetomiaceae
Exons: 5
Coding region: 1-1293 (430 amino acids)
Biological process (GO): secondary metabolic process
Cellular component (GO): cytosol; cytoplasm
Molecular function (GO): hydrolase activity; carboxy-lyase activity
Source: RefSeq, a predicted model, not a curated record
AUGUGGGGCCCCAGCAGGUUCCAGGUCCCGUUCCGCGCCAUCUUCCGGCAGUUGCUGCACACAUGCAUACAGAGGAAACGCCGACAGGGGAUUGGGCGGAAAGCUUUACCCGUGGAGCAUUCCCGCGUCUGUGGGGACGCCAAGGAGGUCCCGUUGGUGGUUCAAGCAGAUGUGGAUGCGACAGUUGCCGCUGAUCCGAGACCUGGGAAAAGCCAUGCGGUGUCCAUCUUGAGGUUUACAAGGCCAGACCCCAGGGUUUGCCGAUUCGAGGAUGAAGAGCCAUGCGCACCAUCGCCAUUGAAGAAGCCGGUGCUCAACCCCGCCGGCCUCUCAUGGAUCGCCGAGUCCGCAGCCCUCUUCAACCCCAGCCAAGCCACCACCACCACCACCACCACCACCACCUCUCCCACCUCCACCCCCCAACCCAGCCAAAAGCUCAACCAACUCCUCCUCGACAUCCACAACGAGCGCCUCAACCAAAUGGACGCCCACGGCGUCGAGUACAUGCUCCUCAGCCUGACCUCCCCCGGCGCACAAGGCGAAGCCGACCCCGCCAAGGCACGCACCCUCGCCGCCGAGGCCAACAACUGGCUGGCGGCGCAGGUGGCGCAGAACCCGGCGCGGUUUGGGGCCUUCGCGGCGGUGUCGAUGCACAGCGCUGAGGAUGCCGUUGCUGAGGCGACAAGGGCGGUUAAGGAGCUGGGCAUGUUUGGGGUCAUGGUGAAUGAUUAUCAGGUUGUGAAUGAGGGUGGGGAUGGGGAGGGGAAGCGGUACUAUGAUGAGGCGGCGUAUAGGCCGUUUUGGAAAGCGGUUGAGCAGUUGGGCGUGCCCGUGUAUUUCCAUCCGCGGUAUCCGCCGGCGAAGGACCUACUGCCGGGGACGAAGUAUGGGGAGAGGAAGCACAUUCUGGGUGCGGCGGUGCAGUUUCACUUGGAUUUGAGCAUGCAUUUGUAUGCGCUGUGCUCGAGUGGGGUGUUCGAUGAGUUUCCCAAACUGCAAGUCGUGGUUGGGCACCUGGGGGAGGGGAUCCCGUUCAACCUCGUGAGGGCAGAUCACUGGUUCAAUAAGCCCGUGAAGAAGGCCACGAGACCGUCCAAGGAAGACUACAGCUACUAUUUUACUCACAAUAUCUCCAUCACCACAUCCGGCAACUUCAACACGGCCGCCCUAAAGUUCUGUAUUGAUCAGAUUGGUGUCGAAAGGUGCCUCUACUCGAUAGGUAUGAGAACACCCUCCCAUGGUUCGAGGCCCAACCUGACUACCGUUAGAUUAUCCGUACGACACAAUUGCUGA